AGAGCCCAAAUCAUUUCCAUGCGGAUCUUGCAGCAGCCCUUUGCGGCGCCCACCCGCUACAUAAGGUGACACCACCCCACGCCCCACCGGCGUCACAAGCACACUAGCACAGAGCCACCACUAACCAAGAAGCAGAGACGUGAGAGCGACCAGAGCAGGGGAAGCAGAGCAAGGAGGCAGCCAUGGGCGAGGAGGCGAAGAAGGAGGCCAAGAAGGAGGAGGAGAAGCCCAAGGAGGCGGCGGAGGAGAAGGAGGAGGAGAAGCCCAAGGAAGGCGGGGAGGAGAAGAAGGAGGAGGAGUCGCCGCCGCCGCCUCCGCCGCCGGAGGAGGUGGAGAUGCGGGUCUACAUGCACUGCGAGGGCUGCGCCAGGAAGGUCAAGAAGAUCCUCAAGCGGUUCGACGGAGUUGAGGACGUGAUUGCUGACUCGAAGGCGCACAAGGUGGUGGUGAAGGGGAGGAAGGCGGCCGCCGAUCCCAUGAAGGUGGUGGAGCGCGUCCAGAAGAAGACUGGCCGCAAGGUGGAGCUCCUCUCGCCGAUACCGCCUCCGCCGGAGGAGAAGAAGGAAGAGGAGAAGAAGAAGGAGGAGCCCGAGCCGCCGAAACCCGAAGAGAAGGAGCCGCCGGUGAUCGCCGUCGUGCUGAAGGUCCACAUGCACUGCGAGGCCUGUGCGCAGGCGACCAGGAAGAGGAUCCUCAAGAUGAAAGGAGUGCAAUCUGCAGAGCCAGACCUGAAGGCAUCGGAAGUGACAGUGAAGGGUGUGUUCGAGGAGGCCAAGCUUGCCGAGUACGUGCACAAGCGCACCGGCAAGCAUGCGGCUAUAAUCAAGUCCGAGCCGGUUAACCCACCCGAGAAUGCCGGAGACGACAAGGCCAAGGAGGAGAAGGCGGCGGAAGGCGGCGACGAGAAGAAGGAAGACAAGGAGGAGGAGAAGAAGGAUGCCAAAGACGGCGGCGGGGACGAGAAGAAAGACGAGAAAGGGAAGGAGGGUGAAAAUGCCGCCGCCGGUGGCGAGGAGAAGGACAAGGACAAGGAGAAAGACCCCGCCGCCGUCGCCGCCGCCAACCUGUACAUGCACUACCCGCGGUUCGGGUUCCCCGGCGGAUACUACCCGCCGCCCCCGCCCGGCUACGUCUACCAGGCAGCCUACCCGCCGUCGUACCCGCCGCCGUACGCGCCGCAGAUCUUCAGCGACGAGAACCCGAACGCGUGCUCCGUCAUGUAAAAAGUUAGAAGCAUGGGGUCUAGAGCGAGAAAGAAUAAGAGUGGGACGAAAAGGGGGCGGCAUAGCUUGGAGAGGUUGCCAUUGCAGCAAAUGCCCUUGAGCAGAGCGAAUGGCAGCUUGAAGAAAGUACCAGGCUUUUGGCGGUUAGAUUUCCAUUUGUUUUCUAAUCUUCUUUCCUUUUGUAAUUUUAACCUUUUUUUCCUUUCUGGUAUAAAGUAAGUCUGGACUCUCUUGUCAGUCUAUGGAUGCUAUCUCUAUGUAGUAGAA
Messenger RNA from Phragmites australis (common reed), 1490 nucleotides. Its product is annotated as heavy metal-associated isoprenylated plant protein 7. Gene Ontology annotation, molecular function: metal ion binding. Bases 183 to 1223 code for a protein of 346 amino acids. Lineage: Eukaryota; Viridiplantae; Streptophyta; Magnoliopsida; Poales; Poaceae. The record is from RefSeq and is a predicted model, not a curated record. The transcript has 5 exons.